AUGUGCAGAUGGACGCCGUCCGUAGCUCAUCUCUGUCCUGAACCUGCACUUGGCACCACCGCCACCACUACCACCACCACCACCACCACCACCACCACCGCAGCCUCCACCGGGCGACCUCUCCCCUUACCCAGCGCGGCCUCCCUUUGCCUGGCAUGCUUCACCUUGCUGCUGGUCACCGCUGGCAGCGCCACAGGGGCCUGUCCUCCUGGGGUUGGACAUGAGCCCCUUCAGGUGCUGGCGGGUGGCAUCAACUGCUCAUGGACGUUGGAGAGGCACACCCGCAGUUACAAUCACCUGGAGGGCGACGUCCGGCUACGGCGACUUUACUCCGCCAACAAGUUCUUCCUCUGUAUUGACAAAACAGGCAAGGUGGACGGCACUCGGCGGAAAAACUACGCAGACAGCCUGAUGGAAAUCCGAUCCGUCAGUGUGGGAGUUGUUGCCAUCAAAUCUGUCAGCACCGGGCUGUACUUAGCUAUGUCCAAGAAAGGCACGCUCUUUGGAUCGGUGAAGUACAACCCGAGCUGCAAGUUCAAAGAGCGCAUUGAGGAGAACGGCUACAACACCUACGCCUCCCUCCGUUGGAAGCACAGCGGCAGGCAGAUGUUUGUUUCGCUGAACGGACGGGGGAAGCCGCGGCGAGGUCACAAGGCUCGACGGAGACACCCGUCCACUCAUUUCCUGCCGAUGCUGCCCUCCUAG
Anoplopoma fimbria (sablefish) is the source of this 705-nucleotide messenger RNA. It is a transcript of the gene fgf22, whose product is annotated as fibroblast growth factor 22. The record is from RefSeq and is a predicted model, not a curated record. The transcript is spliced from 3 exons. Gene Ontology annotation, biological process: animal organ morphogenesis; positive regulation of cell population proliferation; positive regulation of gene expression. Gene Ontology annotation, molecular function: growth factor activity; fibroblast growth factor receptor binding. Gene Ontology annotation, cellular component: cytoplasm. The coding region runs from base 1 to 705 and encodes 234 amino acids. Lineage: Eukaryota; Metazoa; Chordata; Actinopteri; Perciformes; Anoplopomatidae.